CCCGCGCUCGCCUUGCCCGAGUCCAGGCCAGGGUGCCCCUUCGGCCCUGCCGGGAGGCUCGCCCCUCGCCCUCUGCUCUGGGGCACAUGUCCUCGCUGGAGGAGCGCGCCGCAGAGCACGACGCUCGCACCCACCGGCCCCUGGGCUGCUCAGCGAGGAGGAGAACGCGGCCUUCGCGAGGGGCGAGAAGGACUGCGGCAAUCUGGCGUUCAAGGCGCUGGAUUGGGACACGGCCAUCGGCCGGUACUGCCAGGGCCUGAAGCACGCGCUGCCACGGGGGGCGCAGCCGGCCAGCCCAGAGCUCUCCGCCCUGGGCGCUGCGCUGCUCACCAACUGCGCGGCGGCGAGGCUGAGGAAGGGCGGCGAGGCCGAGCUGGCGCUGGCGGCCAGCGACUGCACGCGUGCGCUGGAGCUGGACGGGGGCAGCGUCAAGGGGCCGCCCGAAGGCGCACCUGGCGCUCGGCAGCCACGCGGCGGCCGAGGAGGACGCGAGGAUGGCCCUGGAGCUGGAUCCUGGAAACGCGGAGCUCCAGCAAUUGCAGGCAAGGGCUGCCGCCGAGGGCGGCCGCGCCAGGCGGCGGGAGAAGGCGAUGUGCUCGAAGAUCCCCUCCGCUUCGCGGGUGACACG
This is a messenger RNA of Prorocentrum cordatum, 628 nucleotides long. NCBI's taxonomy places the organism in Eukaryota, Dinophyceae, Prorocentrales, Prorocentraceae. The record is from the annotation of a GenBank genome assembly.